Messenger RNA from Zychaea mexicana, 4089 nucleotides. Its product is annotated as E1-E2 ATPase-domain-containing protein. Lineage: Eukaryota; Fungi; Mucoromycota; Mucoromycetes; Mucorales; Lichtheimiaceae. Gene Ontology annotation, cellular component: membrane. The transcript has 6 exons. Gene Ontology annotation, biological process: monoatomic cation transport; copper ion homeostasis. The record is from RefSeq and is a predicted model, not a curated record. The coding region runs from base 1 to 4089 and encodes 1362 amino acids. Gene Ontology annotation, molecular function: P-type divalent copper transporter activity; copper ion binding; ATP hydrolysis activity.
AUGAAUGCAGACAGACUGGCAGAGACCAUUGAGGAUUUGGGCUAUGACGUUGAAUCGGUACGGCUACGACGCACUGACGAACCUCAAAGCGAAGAAGAAGAAGAAGAAGAACAAAAUGGAAUCGCCAUUGAAAUCAAGACUGUUUCUCUGUCCAUUAGCGGCAUGACCUGCUCGCAUUGUACCCGAUCUGUAACGCAUGCACUCCAAAGUUUACCAGGGGUCGUGGGCGAAUCGGUUCAGGUCGACCUCGGCAAGCGGACGGCGGCAUUCUCUUACCAUGGCGACGAUAUUACAACCGAACUCAUUGUUCAGACUGUCGAAGAUCUCGGUUACGACGUCGUAGGCAGACCCCGAUUUGGCAAGAGUGUCGGCAUGCCGCCAGUGACAGCAGCAUCAGUCGAAGAAGGAGGCGCAUCGAAUCCAGCUGGGCUACGCAAAGUCGUCAUGCGUGUGCUCGGCAUGACGUGCCAAAGUUGUGUGGCAGCAGUAACGCAUGCGCUCGAAUUUGGGGUGCCCAAUAUCCAGCGUGGAUCAAUUCGAGUGGAUUUGGAAACAGAAAUGGCCAUGUUUAUUUGCAAGGACCCUGACGCAGCUCUCAUUCGGCAGGUUGUCGAAGAUCGCGGUUAUGAUUUGGAGAACAUUCAAAUUAUACAUAAUCUUGUCCAGCCUGCAGUAAUUGCUGCAGCUACACAAGAAACGGCAUCGAGAAGAACUAGAAGCAUCACCAGUGACUCUGUGGUUUCGCUGGGCGCUAUUACUGUUGAAACGCCGGUCAUUGCAGUUCCCAAAAAGGUGACCAUGCAGAUUUCUGGCAUGACUUGUGCAAGUUGUGUUCGAACGAUUGAACAAGGUCUCGCUGCUCUUCCAAGCGUUACUAGCGACUCGGUUAAGGUCAAUCUGCUUACUGGUGGUGGAUCGUUUGAAGUACAAGGCGACGUCCUCAAUGAAACACAAAUUAUCAAUGCAAUCACUCGGAUGGGCUACUCUGCCAGCAAUGUCUCGAUCCUCGCUGAACAACAAACAGCCUCGACACCUGCAACAUAUCAAGUUGAUAUGAUUGUCAGCGGCAUGUACUGCAUGAAUUGUGUCGACAAAGUCCGCCAAGCCCUCUCAGAAUUGCCAGGUAGUCGAUCCGAUACUGUCAAGGUCAACCUCGAAUCCGGUCGAACAAGCUUCCAAUACUCAAGCCACGCACUUUCGCGCAAGCGCAUCACGGACACGAUCAUGCAACUUGGUUUCAUGGCGGACAGCGUCGACAUUGCCAAGAUUUUCUCCGGUGAGGACGAGCGCAGCGACGAGGAAAAGGCGAAAAAUAAUAUGGCUGUUACCCGACUCUCGGUCACCGGUAUGACGUGCAGUUCCUGUGUAGCCAACAUUGAAAGGGCCAUGAUGAAGCAAUCCGGUGUCUCCAGCUGUCAGGUGAACCUGCUCGCCAAAUCUGCUGUUAUUCACCACAAUCCAUCCGUCGUUGGCGCCCGUGCACUCUCCAACAUGAUUGAGCAGCUUGGAUACAAGGCUGAGCCACAAACUGAUAAUGCAACAAAUGCUCUUAACGACCAACGUGAAGCCAUGCGCGCAACAAUGCAGAAGGAAAUGGAUCUAUUAAAGCGACGAUUCCUAUGGUCCCUUCUGUUUGCUAUUCCCAUUAUCAUUAUCGAUAUGAUCUUUAUGAUGGCGCUUCCGGAGCACAACCCAGUUAGAAUGGCGUUCAUGAAGUCAAUUGUUCCCGGUCUAUCUAUUGCUGACUUGAUCUCGUUCCUAUUGGCCACACCAGUUCAGUUCCUCCUUGGAUGGCCAUUUUAUGUCAAGUCGUAUCGUUCGCUUCGUUAUGCUCGUACGGCUAAUAUGGAGACACUGGUUGCUAUGGGAACAAGUGUGGCUUAUGCAGCAUCUGUGGGCAGAAUCAUUGCUGCAAUCAUCAAGCAAGAAGAAGAUCACAGCAUGAAUUUCUUCGAAACUGCUGUAUUGUUGAUCACUUUCAUCCACUUGGGCAAGUGGCUUGAGGCUCUGGCCAAAGGCAAGACGGCAGAGACGAUUACCAAGCUCAUGGAUCUGCAACCCGAUAAGGCGAUCUUGAAGAAUGUCAAUGUUAUUGAAUAUGAGCAUGUCCAAGAAGUAAUGGCCGAACGAGAAAUAGAUAUUAAGGAAAUUCAAGUGGGUGAUAUCCUCAAGGUGAAUGCCGGCGCACGUAUUCCCUGUGAUGGCAAAAUAUGGCGAGGCGCUACCAGCACGGAUGAAUCGAUGAUAACCGGUGAAUCGGUUCCUGUAUCCAAAAAGGAAUCUGACGACGUUAUCACAGCUACCAUUAACUUGACUUCAUCCAUCUACAUUCGCGCCAUCCGGGUUGGCUCUGAUACAACGCUAUCUCGGAUUAUCCAACUUGUUCAAGAUGCACAGGCAUCGCCCAAGGCACCCAUCGAACACUUUGCCGACAAAAUCUCCAGUGUCUUUGUACCUAUCGUGAUUGCGUUGGCGAUCAUCACCUUCAUCAUUUGGGAAGUGGUGAGUGUGUAUGACUUGUACCCAGAAGAAUGGGUCGGUGAAAGCGGUGACAAGACAACUUUUGCUUUGAUGCUAGCAGUUACUGUAUUGGUCAUUGCAUGUCCAUGUGGUCUUGGUCUGGCUAGUCCAACAGCUGUUAUGGUUGGUACUGGUGUGGCAGCGCAAUACGGUGUUUUGGUCAAAGGAGGCGGGUACGCAUUGGAAAUGGCUAGUCGGAUCACGACAAUCGCUUUCGACAAGACGGGCACACUGACUUUGGGCAAGCCAGUCGUUACCAACAGUUGGACAGCGCCUGCUAUUGGAUCAUCAUCAUCAUCUACGGAAGACGAUGAGACACAACGUCAGAACGCCAUUUGGAAAGUUCUUGGUCGAGUUACGUCAGCCAGCAACCAUCCGUUAUCCAAAGCUAUUGAGAAGCGGGCCAAAAUCAACCUUGGUGCACGAGGAGAUGAAGCUGACGACGAUAGUGAAAGCAACUGCAGCAGCAGCGACGAACAAGCCCACACCGGAAGGGAUUUUUUCGAAGGUGUUGCAUUAAAGAACGCCAAGGAAGUAGCCGGUCGUGGUGUGAUGGCUACUAUGACGCUUUCACCUGAAAUGGCACGUCUCGUUUGGCCAAGCCGACAUGCAACCCCAGAAAACACAGAACAACAAGAACGCGCAGUUAAUGUUUUCCUCGGCAACCAAGAGUGGAUGGAUGAAAAUCGUGCACGGUACGCAAACGUACGACAAGCUCAGCAAUGUCAAGAUCAGCUUGUACAAUGGCAAAACAAGGGCCAGUCAAUUGUGAUAAUGUCUAUUUCUCCAGUUACAAGUCCAGGCGAGGAGAAACUCCAUACGGAUGGAUGCAACAACGAUUGUGCGUGCACAGUAUGUCGAUGCAGCACAGGCUCGGUCUGCUGCAGUACUUCUCGUACAAUGAUGAUGGCUCAGGUAGCUGUAGCUGAUGUUGUUCGACCCGAGGCUAAGGAUGUAGUCCAGCAACUUCGCAAGCAAGGACUUGAAGUAUGGAUGAUUACCGGCGACAACGAGCGCACAGGCCGUGUGAUUGCUGAUCAACUGUCCAUCGACAGCGAUUGUGUUUUGGCUGGUGUAAAGCCCGAGCAGAAGGCAGACAAAAUUCGUAAUUUGCAGCGACGUGGUGGCCUUGAACGACGAAACCGACUGAAAUUUUGGAAGCAGCAUGCCUCUACUUUGGUACAGCCUGUAGUGGCCAUGGUUGGUGAUGGUAUCAACGACUCGCCAUCGUUGGCACAGGCCGAUGUGGGUAUUUCGGUUGGAUCGGCUACGGAUGUUGCCAUGGAAGCUGCUAGCAUUGUCCUCAUUCGAAACAACCUGUGGGAUCUAUUGAUCAUGCACGAUAUUUCGCGUGCUGUCGUGCGCCGUAUUCGCAUCAACUUCUUAUGGGCUUUCAUCUACAAUGUGGUCGCGAUUCCGAUUGCAGCAGGUAUCUUAUAUCCAGGCACAGGACACGGUCUCCCUCCGUAUAUCGCUGGGAUUGCCAUGGUAGCUUCCAGCAUCAGCGUCGUUUGCUCGAGUCUAAUGCUUCGAUUCUAUAAAGCACCAAAGAAGUUCCUAAAACAGUGA